Dermacentor silvarum is the source of this 897-nucleotide messenger RNA. RefSeq lists its product as uncharacterized. The transcript has a single exon. The record is from RefSeq and is a predicted model, not a curated record. Bases 1 to 897 code for a protein of 298 amino acids. NCBI's taxonomy places the organism in Eukaryota, Metazoa, Arthropoda, Arachnida, Ixodida, Ixodidae.
AUGGAGCGGGCACUGUUAAACUCGGGCCUCGGGUUCCGUCUGAGGUUUAGUACGAGCAGUGCCAAUGAGAACCACCGCCUCCCUGGCCUGGCAUUCGCGGAUGACCUGGUAAUCAUGGCAGAGAACAGAGAGGAUCUACAGACCCUUCUCGACAUUUGCCAGGUGGAAAUCUCCCGCAUCGGGCUAUGCUUCAGUACCAGGAAGUCGGCAGUCGUUUGUCUGGCUGGAGGGCUUACUGAUCCGGCUGUCCUGACUGUCGGGGGCGAACCGGUGGCUAUAUGUAAUGAAUACAGGUACCUCGGGGUCACUCUCUUUGCUGAGGCAGAUAAAUACAGCUUCCACGAGACCGCACUGCGGCAGGCGGCUCUUCGGGCGCAACGUAUCCUCCGCCGGCGGUACUUGUGGGGCUGUAACCGUUUCCUGAUGAUCCGCGAUCUAUGGAAACUGGUUCAUGUACCCGGCCUCACCUUUGCAAAUGCAGUUACCUGCCUCUCACCAGCAACACGAGAGUGGCUGGAGCGUCAGCAACGGGAGGCUGGGCGCACUGCUCUUGGAUGCCAUGGCCACGUAGCCAAUGAGGCCGUGCAGGGAGAUGUGGGAUGGUCGAGCUUCGAAGCCCGGGAAGCUGCGAGCAAGAUCGCCUACCGUGGCCGUCUCCUCUUCCUACCACGCACGCAAUGGGCUCGCCGAGUUUUCGAGUAUCUCUCGGCGACAUGCAUGCGAACUGACUGGACACGCCGAGUGUACCAUAUCGAAAAGAAGUACGGCUUCUUUGGUGAAAAAAUCGAGGCCGACACUGCAACCAAGUGGUCGAUCGAGGUCCACCGACGCGUGAAGGAAGCGGAAACCACCAUCUGGAGCAAGGAAAUGGAGUCGAAAUCCACCCUUGAACUCUAG